Molecule: messenger RNA, 2985 nt
Organism: Scleropages formosus (Asian bonytongue)
Lineage: Eukaryota; Metazoa; Chordata; Actinopteri; Osteoglossiformes; Osteoglossidae
Gene: ube2j1
Product: ubiquitin-conjugating enzyme E2, J1
Exons: 8
Coding region: 321-1304 (327 amino acids)
Source: RefSeq, a predicted model, not a curated record
GCGCCUCCACUUCCUGUUUUCGUUUCUCACGUGACGUGUCCGGAGCGCCUCUGCUCGCACGGGCCACCGGGCGCCGCGAAUCGAAACUAGGAGGACCCGGAAAGUUUGUGCCACGUCAAGGCAUCGAAAGCGAAGCGACAGCUGCCCAGGUGGUGCGAGCGCGCGCCGCGAGUCAUGCGGUCCUUGUAGCGGGACGAGUGAGGUUGACGGCUAGAUCCGCUGAGAAGAACCAAGGCGAGCGGCAUCCCAGAACUACUGGUCGUCUAGUAGCGCUGAGUGUCCGCGGCGCAUCUGACUGUACAGCCUCAGCCUGCAGCAACAUGGAGAACAAGUACAACCUCCGCAGCCCCGCCGUGAAGAGACUGAUGAAGGAGGCUGCAGAACUCCGUGACCCCACAGAGCACUACCACGCCCAGCCGCUGGAGGACAAUCUCUUUGAGUGGCACUUUUCCGUCCGAGGACCUCCGGACUCUGACUUUGAUGGAGGAGUGUACCACGGCAGGAUCAUUCUCCCACCAGAGUACCCCAUGAAGCCCCCCAGUAUUAUUCUUCUCACUCCCAAUGGGAGGUUUGAAGUUGGGAAGAAGAUCUGUCUGAGCAUAUCAGGCCACCACCCUGAAACAUGGCAGCCAUCCUGGAGCAUAAGAACUGCGUUAAUAGCCAUAAUAGGAUUCAUGCCAACAAAAGGGGAGGGGGCGAUCGGGUCCCUUGAUUACACUCCGGAGGAGAGGAGAGCCCUUGCCAAAAAGUCCCAGGACUUCUGCUGUGAGACCUGCGGGUGCUCCAUGCGGACAGCCCUGCUCACUCCCACCUCCGACAGCAAGCCAAGCCAGGAGGACCGCGAGGCCAAGGAACUGGCACGACAGAUCAAUUUCAAGGCGGAGUCCAGCACAGCCAGUAAAGCUAGUCUGAGCCAGCCUGCAGUAGCAGCAGCAGCAGUAGUAGCAGCAGCGAGUGAGACCCCCGCCAGCACCCAGGACGAGGCGGCCUCCACCUUUAGCAAUCAGGAAGAACCAUCAGAGGUGCAGACGGGGCAGGCGGAAGCAGACCAGCCCCCUGGCGAGCAGGUGACCCUGAUGGCUCCCAGCAAUCGACCUCUGAGCCCCCGGCAGCGCCGUGCUCAACAGAACCAGCAGCCCAGGCGCGCCGCCUUCCACACCUUCCCUGCAGCCACGAGACCACCCCCAGAGGCCGGGCACACAGGCUCGGCUGUCCUCAUCGUGGUGCUCACACUGGCCCUGGCUGCACUGAUCUUCCGUCGGAUCUACCUGGCCAGCGAAUACAAGUUCGACUAUGAGCUGUGAUGACGACCCACCCCCUCAAAUCACACACCAUGACAAGUCCUCUGGCCCACAGGGGGACACUCUAGACUCAACUGGUCUUAUAGACCUGGAAACUGUAGACUGCCAUCUCUCCAUAAAAAGAUGUUCCCACUGUAAGUAGAGAGGACUUGGUUGGCGCCAGUUUGCAGUGACGGCCUAGAGUUCAAACGCAGGUCAAAGCUGCAUAAGGAGAUAACCUGCAGUGUGACUUUUUUCUUUUUAAAUUAAUUUCUUUGCAUGUAUUUCUAGAGUAUUAUAUUAAAAAACGAGUACCCAAACUCAGAAACAUGCUUUGCUGCUUUAAAAAUUUAUUCUGUAUCUUUAAACCAUAUGAGCUGUGUGCGUGCAACAUUUUAGAAAGGUAUACUUAUAGCAUAAAAAGUGAACAAUGAAGGUUCUUAACCUAUAAAUGAUUAAGAAAUUACUGUAUUUAAUUGUGUGCUCUGUAAUAUGUAAGUAUCUACCGUACUUUUAUUGCUUAGGUGAUCUUUAACAGGAGUCCAGUUGCCAGUCAGUCUUGUGUUUUUAUAUUGUAGGGAUGUAAAUCACUUUUGUAACCCAAAGAUUAAAUGGUCUCACUUCAUCAAGUUUAAAGAUGACGAGUUGUUGGAAAUUCAUAGGGUGAAUGUUAAUUAAAUUUCCAAACCUAAAAUGAAAGGGAAAGCUGAGGAGAGUGCUUUACAAAUACUGUAUAAAUGUGGGUUACUAGCAGUGUCCACCGACUGUAUCAUUAAGAAUGGUUUGUAGGUUUUUGAUUGUUUGAAAUGCAGCAUGGCUGAUGUUUAAAUGGUCUCACGCACAAACCUAUAUGACAAAGGGAACCGAUUGCUGUCACUGAAAUUAACGAUAACUGACACCAGAAGAAGGUUCAAACAGGACAUAUCAGUUUUAGACAAAUUAAACUAAAAUUUUAUUAAAUUCAAGAAUAUAUUACUGGUGUAAAUGUCAUUCCAUGGCUGUCACUGUACCGCCAUCUGUCCUUGGAGGCCCUGAAUCAAUGUGCAGGACAAAGUAGGAUGCAGGGUUAUAUAGUAUGUGUUGUUGUGUUUAACCUUGCUUGUUACACUCACGGCUUCUCUGUGUGAGAGGGUAAGUGAUCCUCCGACAGGAAUGAACUCAUCUCCACAGCUGUGGGCGUGCAGACAGACACGGACACACACACGUUUAAAAACUAGUUACAGUGUGCUCACACACCACCCUGGAACACCAUCUGCAUGUGCGCACACAAAAUCUGCACAAAUGUGAAGAUAUAGUAGAUUUUUUUUCUUUUUCUUUUUUUUGAAAAUCAGAAAUGUGGUAUAUCCCAUAGAUGUGUAAAUUUUACUAUGGUAUCUUUUAAUAGGACUAAUACCCUAAGGUUCCUCACCCGAUUGCCAAGCGCUCUUGUGUGAACUGGCGAUAACAUUCCACGUUUUUGGUUUUUCUGGCAGGUAUAAGGCUGCCAACAUGAAACCAGUUCUUUUCUCGUUUUAAGUUAUAGAACAAUUACCCUUUAAUCAAUAACUGAGCUGCCCAUCUUUUUCCGUACCUGACACGCUACCUUGUACGGAUAACUGGCACUAUACAUUGAUUUACUGACACGUCCUUACUCUACAGCCAAGUUUUGCUGUAAAACACCUGUCUAGGCCCGUGGGGUGGUCACAUCUGAACUCAAAAUCGAAAG